Messenger RNA from Amoebophrya sp. A120, 154 nucleotides. The record is from the annotation of a GenBank genome assembly. Lineage: Eukaryota; Dinophyceae; Syndiniales; Amoebophryaceae.
GCGCGCGACGCGGUUUAUGGCGCCAAGGCGACCUACCAGACCGUGGCACGGUUUUACAACGUGAGUUACAUCACGUGUCCCAGCCCCGAACUGUCCCUACCCCCCACAAACGAGCCCUCGGAAACUCGGGUGGAGUUGUUUGUCAUGACGGGAG